AUGGCAAACGAAAAAGAAGAUACAAUUAUACAUGAUGAGUGUGUGGACAUCUUGUCUGAUGUUCCAUCCGAAUUUCAAGAUUGUGGGGAACUAGAAGACAUUACCUCUUCAGAAAAAGAAAAUGAGGCAAUAUCUUCGGAUGAAUCUGAAAUAUGUAGACAGAAAAUUCGGCGAACACUACCGUUAUCAAGUGAUAUAGAAGAAUCAGACGAAGAUAACAGAUUUUCUGGUCCUAAUGUACUUCCCAGAGAUACAAACAAUAUCGAGGAUGUCGUGGAACUAUUUAUAGGGAACGACUUAAAAAUAUCUACCAAUGCCGACCGGCUGUUCAAAGUACAAGGUAUAAUUGAUUAUUUUACAAAAAAGUUUCAAGAAAACUUCAAUCUUGGUAAAAAUAUUACAAUAGAUGAAGGAAUGAUACCAUGGCGUAGGCGAUUGAUUUUUAAAGUUUAUAACCCUUCAAAAAUUAUAAAGUACGGUAUACUUGUCCGGAUGCUCUGUGAUUCCGUUACAGAAUAUAUUUCGCGUUACAAAAUAUAUUCUGGCAUUAAAAAACCUUUAAAAGAUACAUGUGGACUUGCGGAAGAUUUGCUUACGAAGAAAAUUCGCGUUCGUGGAACGCUGCGUAAGAAUAGAGGAUUACCGGCAAAAUUGAAAAACUGCAAGCUAAAUGUAUUUGAAACCAACCAUCAACGAAGAGGAGCAGUACUGGUGCAAGUAUGGAAAGCAACGAAGACGAAAAUAAUAACAUUUUCUAUCAGACACAAUGGCGGUUUAGUUGACACAGCAAAAAAAUCCAGAAAAACCAAUAGUACGAUUAAAAAACCCGCAUCUAUUUUGGAUUAUAAUAAAUAUAUGAAGGGUGUAGAUCGAGCUGAUCAAUCUUUGAGCUAUUAUCCUAUAUACCGGAAAACCAUAAAAUGGUCAAAAAAAGUAGCAUUAUACCUUUUCAAUUGCGCUUUAUACAAUGCGUUCGUACUGCAACAACAUUAUACAGAUUCCAAGAAACUCCACUUUCAUGAUUUUUUAUUGAAAAUAUGCGAAUCUUGGAUAAAAGAUCAUUCACCUGUUGGUGAAGAGAACUUGGAGGUCCCGAGUAUAUGGCGUGCUUCCAGUCGUGAUUCAAUCAACAGACUUUUCGGCCUCGUAAAGGAACACCAGCUGAUACGUAUUUCAGAAACCAACAACCGAAAACGCAGAAGGUGUCAU
This is a messenger RNA of Vespa velutina, 1209 nucleotides long. RefSeq names its product piggyBac transposable element-derived protein 4-like. The annotation marks the transcript as partial. Lineage: Eukaryota; Metazoa; Arthropoda; Insecta; Hymenoptera; Vespidae. The transcript has 4 exons. The record is from RefSeq and is a predicted model, not a curated record.